AUGUCGGAGCCCUCUAAGGAGCUGAAUGCCGAGGUGAAAGCUCCUGAAUGCAUUGAUUCAUCGAUGAAGGAUAAGGCAGAGCCUUCGUCGCGAGUGGAGGUUAAUCGUGAGGCAUUGAGUGGUUACGAUGAGUUGGUCACCGAGGAGGAUAUUUACGCCCUAGAGCGGUCGCGGAGAGGACCCCGACGACCGUCUUGGAAGUUACUCAAUCCUCCCAGGAAGAGGUCGGGAGAGCAAGCGAACCCUAUCGUGGUACUACUGGGGUCAUAA
Perkinsus marinus ATCC 50983 is the source of this 270-nucleotide messenger RNA. RefSeq lists its product as hypothetical. NCBI's taxonomy places the organism in Eukaryota, Perkinsozoa, Perkinsida, Perkinsidae. The record is from RefSeq and is a predicted model, not a curated record. The transcript has 2 exons. Bases 1 to 270 code for a protein of 89 amino acids.